AAUCAGACUCCAGGAACUCGGUUCCUUCAGUCACAAAUGCCAACUUGAUUGUUAACUCUGAGGUGUCCAAGAAGUGUGCAAGUCUUGAAAGCAGGGAACGUAGCAAGAAAGAAGAAAGUGAGGACAGAGAUGCUCGUCAGGUUGCUACUGCUAAGAGUAGCAAAGCAAACGCAGGACAUGGUUCUUCUGAGCACUCUCGAUCUAGAAAGAAGUUGGAAUCCCCAAGACCCUGAGCGCUGUUCAGACAAGAAAAGUGAUCCCAAAGUUGGAUCAGAGAAAGAAGCCGAAGAACCAGAGGGAGGCUAUUUCAGCUUAGAAAAGGAAGAGAAAACAAGUGGGGAAAUUAAGUUCAUUUAUGAAGCUCUUCCUAAUGCUAAUUGUGGCGAAUUUGCCGAGAAUGACCAGUGUGUCGAAACGAUUUACGUCUGCCAGGUUUUCAAGAAAGAAUCAGACAGUGAAGAUGAUGAGGAUCCUAUUUAUGAAAAUUAUAAAGUGAUUAAGAUGACGAAAGAGGGAAAAGUGAUUGGUGAUGAUGAUGAAAAUUACGAAAACUACCAGAUUAUUCGGAGGGUCAGAGAGGAAGAACUGUUGGGGCUGAAAGUGAGUCAUCCAAAUGAUGGAGAAGGAGAUGUUUAUGAGAGAAUUGCCUUUUUGAAUCAAGACAAUUUGGCUUACGCCCCACAAACAACAGCCAUGCAGGCAAGGGAAAAGAGGCACAAUCCUCUUGGUUCAAACGACUCCAUUCCUUUCAUAGAUGAAAGUGAUAAUUCACUUGAUGAGGAAGAUAAGAAUGUUACCAGUAAUGAAACAGCCACUGGGAGUAUUACCGUCAUUACCAUUAAUGACAGUAAUGCCAAGAUUUCUAGGAAGGCAAGUCCUCAGCGAACAAAGCCUCUGCUGCUUCGAUCGCAGGAUGGAAUUGCAGGAAUAGCAAAUGAGACAACAAGUACAGACAAAUUAUGCGGUACUGAGAAAAAGGCAAGUAACCCUGAAGUAGUUGUGAAUGUCCCCACAAAUCCGGGCUCAGCAAAUGAGGCCAGUUGUGUCUCAACCUUAUCGUCGGGCAUACAGACAAGUUCGUCAGAAGCUUCAACCCUAGAUUUUCUCUCCAAAUCAACUUCAAGACAUUCUUAUCCAACUGCUUCUGCCCUUAUACCCAAACUCUGUGAAAAGAUCAGCAAAAACAUGGCCCGUUUAGGAACGACCACUGAGGAACCUCCCAAGGCAUCGCUCAGGAAAGAUCAAGGGAGAGCUGAACACAAGGUCAAGAAGAGCACAAGCACAAUUGAUGUUAUAGGAAGGAAAUGUAAUGUAGCAGAUGAAAGGGUUAAGAAAAGUAUGAGUCAUAAUGACGUUGAGAGUCAUUUGAAGGAGAAAGGAACGGGAAACAUUUUGUCAGAAUCUUUCUCUGACGAAGACAUCGCACAGAACGAAGACUUUGAAUCAUUUUCUGAAACGGAUUCAGAGCUUGAUAACCUUGACUAUGAUAUGUUCACACCCAAGUCAAACAAUGGUAAAGGUCAUCAGGGAAGGAAAUCACAUCAAAGAAGUCAUAGGGCUAGAGGAAAGACGCUUUCCUUAGCCAAUGCAAGCCCUCUCAUGACAUCGACGCCUUUUGGCACAACAAAACAAACAAAAGAAGUGUCUUGUGAUUCCAUUGAGGAUGAUGGUGCCGGAGUUUUAAACUCUCCGGCAACCUUCCAAGAUCUUCUAGAAAACAAGUGUUUGAAUCCCCCUGAAACAGAUACUGAAUCUCAGACAGAGGAAGAUGCCAAAGGUAAUCCACUGGUCAUUCACGAGGACGGCGACGCGAUUCAGUCUGAUGUCCAGACUACGGGAUCAUUGGAUUCUAGAGGUGACGUACCAUCAACAGAUCAGAUGCGAUCUGGAGCCAACGAACCUGCUGUGGACGACACAUUGUCUUUCUCCUGGUCUGAUGCUGAAAGUGAAUUUGAGUUCAUAGAUUUUAAAAAAAUUGAACCACCCAAGACGUGUGUAGUGUAUCAAGGCGUUGCUGCUACAGGUGAUAAUACGGCAGUUACAACCAGUACCACAACUGUGACUACAGCCUCUGUCAGGACAGAAAAGAGGCUGGGCGCUUCGGUGAAGAGGUCUCAAAGUAUGAAAGUAGUGGGAGAGAGGCUGAGUUGCCGCGGAGAAGGGAGUCUACGCUGGGAACCGCUCCUGUGUGUCUUGCCAGAAGGACUGGCAGCUUCGCACGGGGUAGUGUGGGCGGAGCACACCUGAAACAUGAUCGCAAUUCGGCCCCGUCCUCCCCCCAGCUGGCUGCGUCCAGAUCAGCCGAUUCAACUCCAUCCAAAUUCAAUAAUCUGUGGUCACGGAUCAACAAGAAGACCAAGGGUUCGUUCAAGCCAGAGAAGAAGAAUUCUCGGAGUGAAGAAGGGUCGACGGAGAUAGGCGACGGCAGCCUCAGGUCGGCCCGCUCCCAUGAGUCCCUCCAGUCCUGCACCCACCCCCCCCACCAGGAUUCCGUCCUGCACCACCAUUCCUCCUUCCAUGACAGGACCCGGAACCAAGUCAACCGAGACGAGACGCGACGCACGGAGAACACCCUCAUGAUCUGGAUCAUGGAAGCGAAGGACAUCCCGAGCAAAAAGAAGUACUUCUGCCGCCUUAAAUUGAACAACGAGCUGUACAGGUGUACCCACAAGAAGCAGAUGACCAGCAUGUGCUUCUGGGGAGAGUACUUUGAACUGGAUUCACUUCCACAGGGUUUCACAAUCUGCAUCGAGCUGAUGCGAGAGGCGGACAAGAAACCCACCGUGAAGACGAUUGGGAGCGUCGAAAUCGACGUGAAACUCCCCAGCCCCGGGCGAGCCGCCCUCAUCGAGAACUGGUACCUGGUCAAGGUCGAGAAACAGGACAGGGGCGACGUCCCCUCCAUCAGGAUUAAGCAUAAGUUCCAGUCUUUAGACAUCCUGCCUCUAGUAAAGUACAACGCCUUGCGGUCCUACCUGAAAGACAACUCUACUUCCUUGUGUCAGCUCCUAGAACCCGCCAUAUCUGUCAAAGCCAAAGAGGACAUUGCGACCACACUCAUCCACAUAAUGCAGGCGGAGCAGAGAGCUGUGACAUUCCUGGUUAACCUGAUCCUCAUCGAGACCCAGAAGAAAGCUGAGAGCGAGCACCUGUUGUUCCGAGGCAACAGCGUGGCAACCAAAGCAAUAGAGGCCUACAUGAAGCUGGUAGGUGAGCAGUACCUGUGUGACCUGCUCUACGCGACGAUAGAUACGCUGAUCACGACCUCAGAAGACCUGGAAGUAGACCCUCUCAGAAUCACGAGCCUUCAGUCACUUCAACGACAGCGCGAGGCGCUGAAAGCGCGAGUCUCCGAGAUUUGGGAGAAAAUCAUCAAGUCCAGUACCAGCUUCCCUGUGGAGCUACGAAAAGUCUUUCACACACUGCGAGAGCACCUGGCCCACCUGGGAAAGGGCGAGAUGACUGAUCAUUUGAUAUCAGCCUGUGUCUUCCUGCGAUUCUUGUGCCCAGCCGUUCUGUCACCUUCUCUCUUCAACAUCGUUCAAGAGUAUCCUGACGAAGGUGUAGCAAGGAACCUCACUCUUGUGACAAAGACGCUGCAGACCUUAGCCAAUUUCACUCACUUCCAAGGGAAGGAGAGCUUCAUGGAAUUUCUGAACGAGUUCAUCAACAAGGAACAAGAUCGUUGCAGGGACUUCCUACAAGCUAUUUCUAGUCCAUCAGAUGAAGACACUAGCGAGCUAGAGUUUUCUGGUGAUAUCGACAUUGGGAAGCACUUGGCUCUGCUCCACCUGCACCUGAUUGAUGCUCUGGCCAAAAUCAACACCCAGGGUUAUGAAAGUGAGGCGAGCAAGGUGCUGGCCUUGGUGGAGGACAUCAGUGCACUCCUAGGUGACGACUGCAAGGAAAACCAGCCGGUCAAUUGUCACCUACCAACGCUCAACCCUCUUUCGACGCCUCCUCUGGUGUCCAACCCUUCAGCUUUAGCAACUCCAACUCAUCUCAAUAAUAAUUAUGUAAGAGAUUAUGGAGAUGGAAACAUUGCAGUUGGAAUGGUAGGAGGAGGCAUAGGUGCUGGUUAUGGGGUGCCAAUAACAACCGUCAAAUCUCAGUCUCUCCCACGGUCAGCUCCGCCCGUCUACCAUCACCACAUGGAAAUUCCAAGUCCAGGGCUGAACUCGCCUUACCGCGAGAAGACGGCUGCCAACGACCUGUCCACUAAUGACGACUACGUCCUCAUCACUGCAUUCGACCAUCAUGCCCAGCCCCAGAAUUUCAUGUAUCCCUCUGUUGAGGCAAACAACAACGCUACACUGACGGACAUCCGACACAGCAACGGAAACACCUACUUCAUGGCAGAAGUGCUGCCCCCAGAUUCCCCAGUCUGCUCAAGCGGAUCUCCUGCUCCCUAUUAUACGUCGGCAGGUCAACCGCCUCUACGCACAUACCACCACAAUCAAGGUCUCCCUCGGCGACAUCAAAGAACAGUCACCACGAAUUCCAGAAACCAUUCCGUUCAGUCCCCCAUGGAAAGGAGAGGACCCUACCAAGAGGAACUCUCAGAGUUAUACAACUUCAUGGAUUCCUGUUCGCAUCAAAUAGACGCUGUGUGCAUGGACCACGAGAACAAUAUUCAAGGUUCGCAAACCUCCAUUUCCCAGCUUUCAAAUGUCGCUUCUUCAGGAUACCAGAGCUUUGCUUAUUCCCAGUCGUCCUCCCCCGUAGAUUCACUGUUGCAGACAGACAAUUCCAGCCUGUUGUCCCGAGAGAAUGGCAACCCAGCGCAGCCCAUCCUUCGACAAGUUUUGCACGGGUCACCUCUUGCCUCUCCUUUGCAUCAACCACCUAUUGGCAAACAUCGAGCUGUGGCUGUCCACCCAGCGUACUUAGGGCACGCUGGCCACGUGUCGCUACAUGGCACUCCCAGACACAUUCCUAGAGUCCCUCACUCCAAAGCGAGUCCCAACAGUAGCCUGAGCUCAUCCCAAAGCGUGGAGGACCUCUCCUCUCUCCGCCGUGGUCGCACCCGCCAACGCCGCUCCGCUUCGUCGUCCUCCGACUCGUCUCCCGAGUCGAGGCCCCCCAUGCAUGCGCACGCCCGCCGCCCUAACGCCCACCCUCCUCGCACCAACCCCCACUGCUCACCUCGCCUGGUCCCAUCGCCUGUCCUGAGGCAGGAGCUGAGGUCGAGGUCGAGGUGUGACCGCAGUGUCAGUGGUGGGCGGAGAGGAAAGAACUUCAGAUCGUGUGACAGAGAGGAAUUCACCAGGGGAACCUCCCACUGUUACGAAGAUUCGGAGGAUGAUUUAGCUCCUGGCAUCAACUACGUGUCCGGAGGAGGUGCAGGAGGAGGAGGGGGAGGGGGGAGGAGGAGGAGGAGGCGGAGGCAGCGGCAGCUGGAGGAGAGACAGCAGCAGCAGCAGACGGCUGAGUCAGGAAGACUACCAGUGCAAAAGUUUGGCCCCCCAACAAAUUCUGGAGCAGCAAGAGGGCCAGAUGAGAGCCAUUGUGGAAAAGUCAGAGGAGAUGAGAGGCGACGUCCCAGAUGACAUCAAUGGUGACUCCUGCAACGCGUCUGACACAUCUGACUACAAGAGCUCCUCGUGUUAACUUCCUUCCACUGCAAAUAAUACUAUAGUAUCUUUCACGCAUUGUAUUAGUGUUAAGUUGACAUGUCAAUUUCUGUGUGGAUAUUCCUCUGUAGUGUUAUUCAGUUUGGGCAUUGAACUCCGCUCCUCCUCCUCCUCCUCCUCCUCCUCAGUAUGUAGUCUUCCUCCUCCUCCUCCUCCUCCUCCUCGGUGGUCUCCUCAGCCGGGUUUGUCCUUCAAGCCUGUAGUAUUUCAAUUACCUCACGUCUUCUUCUGUGUGGAGGUCCUAGUCGCGUUGUUCGGUCGCUCUCUGCAACUGCGCUUCGAUCACAACUAACUAGAAGACAUUUUUGGCUCACCAUUUGACAUUCCUGUUCUAUACGAAUAUAUUAUUUUCUAGUCUGGUUGUACAGAAUUGUCCUCUUUUUGUUUGUUUUUUUGUUUUCCAAGCAGAAGCUGACGUUUGUAUGUUCAACUCGAGUAUAUAUAUUCAGUAUAUUAAUUGCAAGGUACUGUGGGAAUUGCAGUCAGUUCUGUACCCGUUGUCUGUGUGAAACCAGUGUUUAUUUAAUCUUUCAUUUUAACAUCUACGGUACAUAAUUAUAUGCCUGGUUAGUCAUUUUCAAUUUGGGAACAUAGGCGAACAAGGUUAUCGUCGAUUAGAGGAAUUGAAAUUCUGGAGCAGUGAAUAAGGAAGCUAGAAAUAUAAUAAUAACAGAAAUAAUAAAGUACAGUACAUAGUAACCGUGUCCCUAGCACAGUAUAUACUUAUAUUUGUAAGACAUUCAUAUGGUCUAUACAUAGCUGAUUGAAUUAAGUAACACGUUUUCUGUUUACUGUACAUGGUUGUACGUGACUGUCGGGUUGUUUGAUGAUAAUAUGAUGGAACUUUGUACAGAGAUGAUUUUUUUGUAUAGUAGUGCUGUUAGGUAUAAACUGCCAACACCAAAGAUUAGAUUAGACAGACUUACAUUUAUAUAUGGUACUUUACGUGAAUUUCUGAACUGUGUGUAUAUUAUUGACUGAGUUGUAAAUACUGGUAGUGCUCAUUUUUUUCUAUUCCUGGCACAUGUAUACAAAAGACUCAAGUGGAUUCUACUGAUCACUGGAUCAGUUGUUUUGGUGCUUCUAAAGUACUCCGUGUCUAUGAAAAAAAGCCAAAGGUUUUACUAUGUACAUUUCAUUGUAGUAUUCACAUUAAAAUGUGGAUAGUAACAUUUGUACUAAACAUGUACUGGAUAAGUCAAAAUAAAUUUCCAAGUUACUUGUA
Macrobrachium nipponense is the source of this 6858-nucleotide messenger RNA. RefSeq lists its product as uncharacterized. Gene Ontology annotation, biological process: regulation of GTPase activity. NCBI's taxonomy places the organism in Eukaryota, Metazoa, Arthropoda, Malacostraca, Decapoda, Palaemonidae. The record is from RefSeq and is a predicted model, not a curated record.